Messenger RNA from Corythoichthys intestinalis (scribbled pipefish), 3157 nucleotides. RefSeq names its product thrombospondin 3a (gene thbs3a). The record is from RefSeq and is a predicted model, not a curated record. Gene Ontology annotation, biological process: cell adhesion. Gene Ontology annotation, molecular function: calcium ion binding. Lineage: Eukaryota; Metazoa; Chordata; Actinopteri; Syngnathiformes; Syngnathidae. Bases 106 to 2934 code for a protein of 942 amino acids. Gene Ontology annotation, cellular component: extracellular region. The transcript is spliced from 23 exons.
GCUCCGUUGCGUCUGCGGCACGUGUGGCUGGCCUGUCCGCCCGCCUGUCACUUCCGGCAGUGCGCGCGUGUCCGGCCCGCUGCUUGUCAGAAGCCGCUCAAGGAGAUGAAGAUGACGCUGGUGCUGUCAGUCAUUUGGUUUUUGGCGCUUGCGGCGGCGGCGGAACAGCGAGUCUUGGACCUGCUGAGCGUCCCGGACCGGGCCCAGGCCCGCCGCUUUUGGGCCGAUUGGAGCGCGGCGGACGACGUCUACGUGGCGGCGACCCUUCGACUGCCGCCCAAAAUCGGCGGAGUCCUGCUGGGCGUCUACGGGAAGCACGACAACAAGAAGUACCUGGAAGUGGCCGUCGUGGCCAAGAUCAACAAAGUGACUCUUCGCUUCUGGCGCCCGUCCGACGGUAAGGUGGACACGGUCAAUUUGGCCAAUGCCAACGUGUCCGACGGGCGACGCCACUCGCUGCUGUUGCGUCUGGACCGCUCCCGGAGCGACGGCAUGAGGGCGGAGCUCUACGCCGACUGCCGAUUGGCCGACGCGGCCGAGGGGGCGCCCCGCCCGCCGCCCCUCCCCGCCGAGCCGGACGCGUUGGAGAUCCGACACGGACAGAAGGCCUACGCGCGUGCGCAGGGUGCCGUGGAGUCCCUGCGGGCGGUGAUUGGGGGCAGCGUUGCUCAAGCCGGCGCCCUGGUGGACUGCCCCUUUCAACGGGACUCCGCCCACAAUAUAGCGAGCGGAGAGCUGCACGCUAUCUUGGCCGAGCACGCCAAAGCGCUGAUUGGUCAAAUGGUCCUCUUCAAUCAGAUGCUGGGGGAACUGCGACAAGAUGUCAAGGAGCAGGUGAAAGAGAUGUCUCUGCUGAGGAACACCAUUUCGGAGUGUCAAGUUUGCGGUUUUCAGGAGCUGCGCUCCGGGUGCUCGCCCAACCCCUGCCACCCGGGCGUGGCCUGUGUGGACAGCCCGCAUUUUCCGGGUUUCGCCUGCGGGCCCUGCCCCCCCGGCACCCUCGGCAACGGGACGCAUUGCGACGACGUGGACGAGUGCAAGGCGCAGCCCUGCUUCCGACCGUCGGGUUGCGUCAACACCCGCGGCGGUUUCCGAUGCGCCCCGUGCCCGCCCGGCCUGCGGGGGGCGCCGCUCGCCGGGACCGGCCUGCACUACGCCGAGACGCACAAGCAGGAGUGCGUGGACGUGGACGAGUGCGCGGAGCUUCCCGACGCCUGCGUCCAAAACUCGGUCUGCGUCAACACGGUGGGUUCCUUCGAGUGCGGCCCGUGUAAAGCCGGUUACCUGGGCGACCAAAGCGUCGGCUGCUCUCCCCGCGAUUCCUGCGCCACCCUGACCUUCGACCCCUGCGAUGCGCACGCACACUGCCGCGCGGAGAGGAACGGCGUUCCGGUCUGCACGUGUAAUGUGGGCUGGGCGGGCAACGGCAACACCUGCAGCGUGGACAGCGACCUGGACGGUUACCCCGACCGUCAGCUGCCCUGUCUGGACAACAACAAGCACUGCAGACAGGACAACUGCGUGUGGACUCCCAACUCGGGUCAGGAGGACGCCGACGGGGACGGCAUCGGGGACCAAUGCGACGAUGACGCCGACGGCGACGGCAUCAAAAACGUUGAGGACAACUGCCGUCUGGUUCCCAACAAGGACCAGCGGAACUCGGACAGCGACUCCUUCGGCGACGCGUGCGACAACUGCCCCAACGUGCCCAACGGCGAGCAGACCGACACGGACGGGAACGGCCGCGGAGACGCCUGCGAUCUGGAUGUCGACGGAGACGGCAUCCCCAACGUGCUGGACAAUUGCGCCAAGGUUCCUAACCCCAUGCAAACGGACCGAGAUCGCGACGGCGUCGGAGACGCCUGUGACAGUUGUCCCGAACUCAGCAACCCGACUCAAACUGACAUGGACGACGACUUAGUGGGAGACAUUUGUGACACCAACCACGACACGGACGGCGACGGCCACCAGGACGACCGAGACAACUGCCCCCGCGUCCCCAACGCUUCUCAGCUGGACUCGGACAACGACGGCCUCGGGGACGACUGCGACCCGGACGACGACGAGGACGGCGUCCCCGACGUCCGGGACAACUGCAGGCUGGUGGCCAACCCUCACCAGCGAGACUCGGACCUGAACGGUGUGGGCGACGCCUGCGAGUCGGACUUUGACAACGACGCGGUCCCGGACAAUGCGGACGCGUGCCCCGAAAGCGCAGAGGUGACGCUGACCGACUUCCGGGCCUAUCAGACGGUGGUUUUGGACCCCGAGGGCGACGCCCAGAUCGACCCCAACUGGGUGGUCCUCAACCAGGGAAUGGAGAUCGUCCAGACGAUGAACAGCGACCCGGGUCUGGCCGUCGGCUACACGUCUUUCAACGGCGUGGACUUUGAGGGGACCUUCCACGUCAACACUGUGACGGACGACGACUACGCCGGCUUGGUCUUCUCCUAUCAGGACUCGUCGAGUUUCUACGCCGUCAUGUGGAAACAAACGCAGCAAGUCUACUGGCAGACGCGGCCGUUCAGCGCCACCGCCAGCCCCGCCUUACACCUCAAGGCGGUGAAGUCGAGCACCGGUCCGGGCGAGUAUUUGAGGAACGCCCUGUGGCACACGGGCGACACCGACGGCGAAGCCACGCUACUGUGGAAAGACCCCAGAAAUGUGGGCUGGAAGGAUAAAACCUCAUACCGCUGGCAGCUCAGUCACCGCCCGCAGGCCGGAUACAUCCGCGUUCGUCUGUUCGAAGGCUCCGAGGAGGUGGCCGACUCUGGCGCGGUGAUCGACGGCACCUUGAGGGGGGGCCGGCUGGGGGUCCUCUGCUUCUCUCAGGAAAACAUCAUCUGGUCCAAUCUGCGUUACCGCUGCAACGACACGCUUCCCGAAGACUUCUCCGGGCCUGGCCAGAAGGUGGUGCUGCACGUUCAGGUGUGAGCGCGCCCGCGAGGGCUGGGGGCGGAGCCCGGGCCAAGAGGCGGAGCCGUCCGGGACAAACUCGAACGCGACGAGGAUGCGUCUUUAUAUCGAAGAAUUAAGGAAACGCUGAAGAACUCUGUCCUUUUUCAAUACAAAAUGUGCUGAUAACGUCACCGAUCUUAAGCGUCGCAAAGAAUUUCACUUUAUUUUGUUUAAAUGAUAAUAAAAAUGGAUUUCCUAG